Molecule: messenger RNA, 1888 nt
Organism: Malania oleifera
Lineage: Eukaryota; Viridiplantae; Streptophyta; Magnoliopsida; Santalales; Ximeniaceae
Exons: 1
Coding region: 238-1413 (391 amino acids)
Source: RefSeq, a predicted model, not a curated record
UUUUUCAUCAAUCAGUCUUCAUCAGAAGAAGUCUUCAAAGUGAUCAAACUUGAGCUUGGAUUUUUGUAUGAUGUUUUAUACACAAAGGCAUCGGUAGUUUGUUCUGUUGUUGGCGGCCUACUUCGUUGUCUCAGCUUUUUUUCUACUGUUUCAGCAUUUGUUGGCUUCUUGAUAAUUGAGAAGCACAGCAAAUCUAGAAUCAACGUAAGCAUAAGUUACACAUUGUUGGUCGGAGCAAUGAUUUUAGAAAUCUACGCAAUCAUCUUGCUACUUUCUUCAGAUUGGACAUUGCUCUGGUUGAGUAAGAAUCGCAAUCCAUAUUUGAACCUGAUAUUUGAAGCCAUAUAUUCCCUUAGAUUAGCCAUUAGUGAUAAGUGGUCUGUUUCCAUGGCACAAUUCAAUUUGAUAAAUUUUUGCUUGAGACAUAGGCCACCCAAGUUCCACAAUUGCUUUGGCUUUUGGAAACGGGUGGAGAAGCAGCAACACAUUUAUUUAGAAGAUGUCUCAACUGAUAUGAGAGGGCUCAUCUUCAAUUAUCUCCUAGAGAAAGCUAAACUUGAAGGUGCUGAAGAAUUAAGGGAACAAAGAGGCGACGGCAUAAUUGGGUUGUCCCCCAAUCUUUUUAAGCUGAAAUGGAGUGUUGCAGAGGUGGAUUUUGAUGAAAGCAUUCUUCUUUGGCACAUGGCUACUGAUCUUUGCCAUUAUUAUGACUUCAGUAACUCUGAGGAUGCUAUUCACAAUCCUUAUAUUAAAAUGAGUAAAUUAUUAUCUGACUACAUGUUAUACCUACUGGUAAUGUGUCCUUUCAUGUUGCCCAAGGGGGUUGGACAGAUCAGAUUUGAUCUCACUGCUCGACAGGCAGAAGGUUAUUUUAAACUCAAAGAUAUAGGUGUUGGUAGUUCUAGAAAUGAAGCUUGCAAAAUAUUGAUUGAAGAGGAUGAUGAAGACCCACCACCUUCUAUGAUAUUGGACGGAUGUAAGCUUGCUAAAUUAUUACAGUCUGAGCCAAAGGUAGUGAUAGAAACGGAUUAUGUUUCAGAGGAAUGGGAGAAAUGGAAAAUAAUAUGCCAUGUAUGGGUGGAGAUGCUAUGUUUCGCAGCAAAUCAAUGUGAAUGGAGAUACCAUGCUCAGCAGCUUGGACGAGGAGGAGAGCUACUAACUCAUGUCAGUCUUCUCAUGGCACAUUUUGGGCUUACUGACCAAAUGAGAAAUGCUACAGGAGGAACUGCAGAAGACACUGCAGGAGACACUAUAGAAGGCAUUUCAAGCCGUUCACGCAGGAUUCAAACCUUCCUUUCUUUCAUUGAUGAGAAAGAGGAGGAGAUUAAAGAGAUGGCAAAGAGACGUCAAAAGCAUCGUACCAAUUCAAGACAGGAAUCAGACUCUGAGGUCGGUCAUUCAAUACCCCACUAACAAGAUAUGCUCUUAUUUUUAUCCAAUCGCAUAAUCUCUUCCCAUGUCUGAAUUACUAAAAUGAUUCAAAAGUAAGUUUAAUUCAUUGACAGAUUGUCAGGAUGAAAUGAUCACCUCGAUUUAGUAUUUGGGUUCCUCAGACAUCUACGUUUAAAUCUCAGUAGACAGUAGCCAUGUUUGAUGACCAGGAGACACUAUGUCUAUGACUCUGGAUUCAUGAAUGAUGGGGUAUCCCAUCACCUACACACAUGGUGGCUUCCAAUCCAUGAAGCUUGGAAGUGUGCAUUUACUUUUCAAGGAUUAUCCUUUUUUCUUUUUUUUUUGGGAGAGUUAAUAAUGGUUCUUUAUCAUUGUUGAAGAAGUGUCCAGAAUACUUUUUUAUUUUUUGGAAAUGUCUGCUUAGCAGCCAAUGAAAAUCAGAGCAGAGUUUUCAUGUAGGGAGGAGAAUGAAGAACUUCACAAAAUUCAUAGCUUC